Molecule: messenger RNA, 1444 nt
Organism: Drosophila subpulchrella
Lineage: Eukaryota; Metazoa; Arthropoda; Insecta; Diptera; Drosophilidae
Gene: betaggt-II
Product: geranylgeranyl transferase type-2 subunit beta
Exons: 2
Coding region: 137-1171 (344 amino acids)
Biological process (GO): protein geranylgeranylation
Cellular component (GO): Rab-protein geranylgeranyltransferase complex
Molecular function (GO): Rab geranylgeranyltransferase activity
Source: RefSeq, a predicted model, not a curated record
UCAGCUGAGGUCGAUUGUGUUCUCUUGGCUGUUUAUUUGUUCGUAGAACUAUUCCUGUUAGUUAAUUCGGUUAAUCAAGCGAUACAUUGAGUAGAAGAGGAUCCCAACCAUCCAAACCAAUUGAGAGCAAUCUGCGAUGGACUUCACGACCUUCGUAAAGCCUUCAAAUGGCGAGGGCGGCGGUGAUGCGGAUGCCCAAAAUGGCCAGAAACUUCAGUUCUGGAAGCAUGUGGAGUACAUCGAGAACCAUGGAAAGCAGGAGGACGACUACGAGUACUGCAUGACCGAGUUUCUGCGCAUGUCGGGCAUCUAUUGGGGCACCACGGCCCUGGACAUAAUGGGCCAGUUGGACCGGCUGGAUCGCAAGUACAUCGUUGAGUUUGUGAAGCGGUGUCAGUGCCCCACAACUGGAGGAUUCGCCCCCUGCGAGGGACACGAUCCCCACCUGCUGUACACCCUGUCGGCCAUCCAGGUCCUGUGCACCUACCAGGCGCUCGAGGAGAUCGAUUGCGAGGCGGUGGUGCGUUUCGUGGUGGGACUGCAGCAGCCCGAUGGCAGCUUCUUUGGCGACAAGUGGGGCGAGGUGGACACCCGGUUCAGCUUCUGUGCGGUGGCCACCUUGACGCUCCUCGGCCGCAUGGACCAGACCAUCGACGUGGAGAAGGCGGUCAAGUUCGUGCUGUCCUGCUGCAACCAGACGGACGGGGGAUUCGGUUCCAAGCCGGGCGCUGAAUCGCAUGCGGGUCUUAUUUACUGCUGCGUGGGCUUCUUCUCGCUGACCCACCGCCUUCACCUGCUCGACGUGGACAAGCUGGGCUGGUGGCUGUGCGAGCGUCAGUUGCCAUCUGGUGGGCUGAACGGACGACCCGAGAAGCUGCCGGAUGUGUGCUACUCGUGGUGGGUGCUCGCCUCGCUGACCAUCAUGGGUCGACUGCACUGGAUCAGCUCCGAGAAGCUGCAGCAGUUUAUUCUGUCCUGCCAGGAUGCUGAGACGGGUGGUUUCUCCGAUCGCACAGGCAACAUGCCCGACAUAUUCCACACGCUCUUCGGCAUCGGUGGACUCUCGCUGCUGGGACAUUCCGGCCUGAAGGCCAUCAAUCCAACGCUCUGCAUGCCCCAGUACAUCAUCGAUCGGCUGGGAAUCAAACCACAACGAUUAGCAAGGCCAUGAGGGGUGAUUGUGAUUCCAGGACAGCAGUUGUAGCCAAUGUUUAGCCCAUAAUCAGAACAGACCUCUACCGUAUUUCCCAGCUAGCCGCUCUUAGUUUUAUUUGUACAAAAAAAGACCAAAAUUCCACCGCAGGAAUACUCGAUCCCCUUUUCUCUUUAACUUCGUUGUGCAUUUACACAGGAUAUAUCCCCUCGAUAAGCUAUUAUUAAUAUAUUUUGUAUAACGAAUUGACAUCAGCAAUAAAUAAAUAUUUUAUUUUAUUACAGCAAGAAA